AUGGUCAAGACCGGUUCCGUCGAAACUGGCAUCCGCGAGAAGCGCGGCGUGCGCGGCAGGUGUGCCGCGCACCGCGGCACCGGCAUCUCCCGCAGGGCGAGGCCUUUCAGCGUGUUGUCGCGCUUUUGGUUUCGAGGCGAAGGCGCGGUGCUGCGCUGCCGUCUCAUUGGCCGGGCGGAGACCUCGGGGCUGGCGGUGGCCUGGCAGGCGAGCUUCGAGGCGGAGCUGCGGCGGCAUCUGGCGCAGCUGCUGCCGGAGGUGGUUCUGGUGCAGCUAAGGGCCCGGAGCCGCCAGAACAAGGUGAGCGUGCACGUGUCCUUCCAGGGCGCCCACCAGAGUGACGCCAUAGCCCUGGAGCAGGGCUUCGCAGAUGGCAGCCUUAGGCGCCUGGCCUUGCGGAACUGUUCGGGGCUCAACCCUUGGCCUACCUCCCAGGCCUUGCGCCAGUUCCUCCUGCGCGAUGUCUCCUUGGACACGUUCUGGGUGGUGGAGCGCCACGAAUGGCACAUCCCGAGCUUCCUCCAGGUGCGGACGGAGCCGGAGGUGAGAUGCCUGGCCCAAGGCGACGGAGUCUGUCGAGACCAGGUGCAAAGUCGCCCGGUGCUCGCCUCGCAGCCCUUCGACCUCGGCGGAGGUAGGAACCUCACGCUGCAUCUUCAUCCCGCCGGCGUCUGUCAUCCCGGGCAGCCAGGUGCUUGCCUGACGCUCUCCGCUGCCGGGCACGGGCUGCCUUCCUUUCCGUUUCUGUUGUCAGCAGGUCCCAACAGCGAGAUCUGGGCCGGGCCCUACGGCCGAGAUUCUGGCAACCGCUUCUUGUCAGGCGGGGCCCUGUGCGGCACAGAGGAGCUUCAGCAGCUCGCCGCCGUGGACGCGGGGAAGACCUUGGUGCUGGCGGUGGAAGCGGUCCAGCUGGAGCCGCCAGAUGGAGCCAUGGACGAGGUGCCUGUGCUCCCCGAGCCCCAGGUUGCGCCGGCAGAGGUCGUACCAGCAGAACCGCAGGCGACCUGGCGGGAGCUUCAAAACCUGGAGGCCUCGCUGCGCCGUCUGGCCGCGAGCCCGAGGUCUGAGCCAGAGCCAUUGGCGCUAGAAGGGGCUCAGCUUUUGGCGGCAGUGGCGCAGGCGGCCAAGGGAGUGGAGGCAGCAGCGGCGGCGCUGGCCGACCAGCCCUGGCGCCACCUGGCGGAGGCGAUGUCCGCCACCCACCAGCGGGUGGAGGACUUGGCCCAGCAGCUCGCGGAGCUCCAGGCGAAAACCGCUGGCAGCCCUGAAGCGAGCAGUGUCAGGCAACGGCUGAACACUGCCCUGGAGCUGGCCGGCUCGCGGCUCAUGUGGCAGGUGUCCCUUUGGGACUCCCAGGACCCUGAGUCUCCUCGGUUGCUCCUGCAGCAGCCGCUGAACGACUCCGCAUCCACGGUGGACUUUCAGGACUGA
Effrenium voratum is the source of this 1431-nucleotide messenger RNA. Lineage: Eukaryota; Dinophyceae; Suessiales; Symbiodiniaceae. The record is from the annotation of a GenBank genome assembly.